GGAGGGCAGGCAGUACAAUACAAGCCGUGGGACACAAAUCUACCUGGGAAUCUAUAUUCCUCUUCCUCUGAGCCACACCUUCUCUGGGACCUUUUGGGACCUGUGCCUCCCCGUGGAUACCCGGGUCUUAGCCAUGCCUCUCACCACUGCUGCUCCGACUAACAAGAGGAAGAAGGCCAACAAGAUCAUCACUGACCUAUCCAACAUCAGCCAGAAUGAUGAUGAGUCAGACCCCGAGGCCUCUGAACUCGACCUAGGCACCAAGAUCAAGACGCCCAAGGACACCAUGCUGGAGGAGCUCUCCUUGCUCUCGAACAAGGGCUCCAAGAUGUUCAAGAUGAGGCAGCAGAGAGUUGAGAAGUUCAUCGUGACCAACGAGAACAAGCAGAACCUCGAGAACCUGCUCAUGUCCCCCCCCCCUCCUGUUCCACCAAAGCCAGAGAUAAAGGAAGUGGUGGAGGAGACAGUUGAUAUGGAGGUGGAGAAGGUGAAGAGGAGGAAGGAGUAUGUACGCACCUACAUAUCGCCAUGGGAACGGGCCAUGAAGGGCAACGAGGAGCUGACAGCCACCAUGAAGAGCACCAUGCCGGGACCCAUCCAGAUGCACCCAGAGCUGCCUCAUUACAAGAGCUUCAACAGGACGGCGCUGCCAUUCGGCGGCUACGACAAGGCAUCCAAGACGCUGACCUUUGAGCUCCCGGACUUCAACGAUGCCAGCGAGGAGCCAGAGCCUGUGCCCUCACUGCAGGCCGACAUCCGCUCACGCCCCUCAUUUAACCGCACACCCAUCGGCUGGGUCUGCAGCGAGGACAACUCCAACAUCCACCUGGACCUGGACAACAUCCCCUUCGACGGAGAGACAGACGACCUGUGAACAAACACACACAAGCAGUGCAUGCACUGGAAUUUAUAAACACACACACGAAGAAUACAGCCUUGUGAGUGUAUACAUGAGAGCAUUAGGCACAGUUCAUAAUUUAUACCCCAUACACUGACUAAAGCACUAUUAGAACUGCCGAGGCUCCCAUGCACACGUGUUGAAAUGUACUUUAAUUAGCCUACAUGAAAAUUUUAAAAAUCUAAUCUAAUCUUUUCAUCCCCCAACCAUGACUGAGUCAUACUAUGAUUUUACGUACUCUGAGCUAAUGUGAGACCUGUAUGAACAGAUACAGAUGAGCACGCUACACUCUUAAAAACUAUGUAUUUAUGCAAUAAAGAUCCACUUUACAGAACGUCUGUCUGCUUUUGAUGUUACU
Plectropomus leopardus (leopard coralgrouper) is the source of this 1256-nucleotide messenger RNA. RefSeq names its product myozenin 1b (gene myoz1b). The record is from RefSeq and is a predicted model, not a curated record. Lineage: Eukaryota; Metazoa; Chordata; Actinopteri; Perciformes; Serranidae. Gene Ontology annotation, molecular function: telethonin binding; FATZ binding; actin binding. Gene Ontology annotation, cellular component: actin cytoskeleton; Z disc.